AGUGCUUACUGUGAACAAGAGAGGUUUUUAUUGAAUGAAAAAUUGUUGAGGUUAUGUUCAACCUUUAUAGUGGAAUGAGAGGUGCAAUACUAAAAAUGCGCGCGUAAUGACAUUUUUUAAUAAUGUUGCUUAUGCAUGUAGACGAUUGUUAAGGUCUAAACCAGUUUUAUUCCAGCAGAGUUGUUCCCGAUCAACAUUUCAACAGACUAUGGAUAACAUGGAAUCAACCAAUAAAGCUGUACUUUCUGAUGAACAAUUCACAAUUUUUGUUGAAGGAAACAUUGGUUCAGGAAAAACAUCAUUUUUGAAUCAAUUCUUUGGAAAUGAAGCUGUUAUAUGUACAGAACCUAUGGAUUUGUGGAGGAACUUGCGAGGUCACAAUGUUUUGGAAUUGAUGUACGAUAAUCCAGGAAGAUGGUCAUUCACUUUCCAGUCUCUGGUCCAAAAAACUAUGUUGGAUCUUCAUCUUCGGGCCUCAAAAAACUCCAUAAAACUAAUGGAAAGAUCAAUUUAUAGUGCAAGGUAUUGUUUCGUUGAGCAUUUACACAAGCAAGGGCUGAUGUCUGCACCUGAAUAUGCCGUAUUGGACGAAUGGUUCAAAUGGAUUAUUACAAAAUGUAAAAUCAAUGGAAACUUGUUGGUUUAUUUGAGAACGGAGCCUGAAGUUGUACACCAGAGAAUAAUCGCUCGUAAUCGAAAAGAGGAAUCCGGAUUAGCGUUGUCUUAUCUGCAAUGUCUGCAUGAUCUUCACGAAGAUUGGUUGAUCAACCGAAGUUCUUUUUCUUGUCCUGUUCCGGUUGUUGUGCUGGAUGCGAAUAAGCCCAUUCCUGAUGUUGUCGAACAAUUCAAACAAUUGCAACCAGAUUUGGUCAACAGAAUGCAUUUGAAGCGAAAUCUCAAUUCAACUUGCAGUCCUUCCAAAGCGAUCAAUGGCGAUUCGGCUGCUGACCGUAGCAUUCUAAAGACCAUCAAUUGACCAUUCCGUUCUUAUCAAUCGACAAAAACAGUUGAAUCAUGUUCAAAUUAUCAAUUGAUCCUUCUUGAAUGACUUACAAGAAGACCGUGCAACUAGAACCAUAACCUUUUAUAAGAGAUCUGUCUAUGAAUUUCUUGAAAAUAGCUGCUGCAAUAAUUUGAUCGUGUACAUAAUCUUAAUGUUAGUACGUUUAAAGCAUCAGUAUGGUAAAUCAUUUUCAUAUUUCGUUUCUAUUCAGUUGAAAAACUCUCCCAAAGCAAUCGUCAAUGAUCAAUAUAUUGAUCAUUGACAAAGUAUUUUUUUCAAUAUUUACAAUUGUAAAAGUUUUAUUUAGCAGAUUAGUCCCUAGUUUAUCAUUAAUGAAUUGAUGCUUUUCACAGAUGCUAUUAAAAAAUGACCGUAUUAAUUUGUAUUCAAUGUGCUCAAAGCCAUUUAUUAGUUUGCGUCAAAUCCAUGUUGUUGAUCCUUCUAUGUUAAUUAAGACUACUUACCAUACUUCGUGAAAGUCGUUGCAUAAAUUAUUCUAUUAUUUUCAUAUUUACGUUUCUGUUAGGUGAUUGGCUUUGCCUGACUUAGACGAAGCUAUCAAUAUUAUUGUGGAUAAGAUGAAAGUUUACUUUUUCGUAAUGUCUCCAAGACUUUAAAAAUAAUGAUAUUCUUAGAAAUAGUUUACUUUAAUUGAUACAUUUUUUACGGAUGAAUAAAUACAUUAAAUACA
Nilaparvata lugens (brown planthopper) is the source of this 1694-nucleotide messenger RNA. Its product is annotated as deoxynucleoside kinase. Gene Ontology annotation, molecular function: deoxynucleoside kinase activity. The coding region runs from base 107 to 976 and encodes 289 amino acids. NCBI's taxonomy places the organism in Eukaryota, Metazoa, Arthropoda, Insecta, Hemiptera, Delphacidae. The record is from RefSeq and is a predicted model, not a curated record. Gene Ontology annotation, cellular component: mitochondrion; cytoplasm. The transcript is spliced from 5 exons.